Paramecium primaurelia is the source of this 717-nucleotide messenger RNA. The record is from the annotation of a GenBank genome assembly. Lineage: Eukaryota; Ciliophora; Oligohymenophorea; Peniculida; Parameciidae.
GGAUUUGAAAAUUAUUCAUAAAUAAAAUCUUUUUUCACUUUCAAAUGGGAGCAUACAAAUAUUUACAAGAACUUUGGAAAAAGAAACAAUCAGAUGUUUUGAGCUUUAUCAUGAGAAUUAGAACAUGGGAAUAUAGAUAAUUGCCUGUAAUUCAUAGAGCCACCAGACCAAGUAGACCAGACAAGGCUAGAAGAUUAGGUUACAAAGCCAAAUAAGGUAAUUCAUUAUAAAUAAUUAUUUAGGCUAUGUCAUUUACAGAGUGAGAGUACGAAGAGGUGGAAGGAAAUUACUUAUUAGAAAGGGACUUGUUAAAGGAAAGCCUAAGAGUCAAGGAGUUAAUUAAUUAAAGCCAACAAGAAAUCUUAGAUCUGUAGCAGAAGAAAGAGUUGGAAGAAAAAUUGGAGCCUUGAGAGUUUUAAAUUCCUAUUGGGUUGCUUAAGAUGGCACAUAUAAAUACUAUGAAAUAAUUACUGUUGAUCCAUUUCAUCCAGCUAUCAGAGGUGAUUCAAGAAUAAAUUGGAUUACUAAGCCUGUUCACAAACAUAGAGAAUUAAGAGGUUUUAUAUAUAAUUAAUAAUAUAAGGAUUAACAUCAGCUGGUAGAAAGAGCAGAGGACUUAGAGUUAAAGGACAUCGUAAUAAUUAAACAAGACCUUCAAGAAGAGCUAAUUAUGCAAGAAGAAAUAGGAUUUCCCUUAGAAGAUUUAGAUGAUUUUGU